Molecule: messenger RNA, 2468 nt
Organism: Amphibalanus amphitrite
Lineage: Eukaryota; Metazoa; Arthropoda; Thecostraca; Balanomorpha; Balanidae
Product: T-complex protein 1 subunit beta-like
Exons: 9
Coding region: 719-2323 (534 amino acids)
Biological process (GO): protein folding
Cellular component (GO): chaperonin-containing T-complex; cytosol
Molecular function (GO): ATP-dependent protein folding chaperone; ATP hydrolysis activity; ATP binding
Source: RefSeq, a predicted model, not a curated record
AAAGCCAGCACGCAGUGUAUUUCCUCCUCCGAAAUGUCUAUUAAAUCACUAUAAUUGUUCCACGACAAAAUAAUUGGUAUGCACAUAAUUCAAGAGUAUUUUAGGGUUUGAAUGAUUAUUCUGACUUUUCAAGCCAAGAUCCUAAAAGCACAAAUAGGUAUUUCAUUAGAAGUGUCUUUUUAACUAUCAAAGACUGCCGUAAAAAGAGGAACAUAUUUAGUGCAAAGUGGGAAAAAAUGAGUGAAACCAAAUUCAUCGAGAAGCUUCGCUGACGACGAUAUUGGCGCGCCUAUAUUCUUCGAUUGAUAUAGAAAUUCUCAAAUAUUACGUCAUAUAUCUCAUAUUGACGAAUCAGCGUUACAGAAAAAGCUGUGCUUAUGUCAUACUUUUACUGAGAAUGAAAGGCAAAAUGGCGCAUAGCGCGUGACUGGUAGUGUGCGCCGGGCCGGCAUGCAUUGUUCUCAAGGCCAUCUAUAGAUUGUUCUCUGAUUGUUCUCUAAGCUUUGGAAUUUGGGCGUGGAUGUUCCAAGGAGGGGUUUAGGAGCAUAAAAAGCACUCCUUUUUGUUCAAAGGCUUCUAGGUGGUUUAUUUAUAAUUGCUAGCUUGUAAUUUCUUGAUAACCAUCCCAGCCUGGUAAUUUCCAGUUUGUUGUAAAUAGAAUCGGAAUACUCAUAGUUUGUCGUCGCACAAGGAUACCUUAAGUUUUUACCUUCUCAUCAUGGCCUCGCUGAACCCCGUCCAUGUUCUGCGUGGCGGAGCCGAGGAGGAGAAGGCUGAGAUCGCUCGGCUCUCCAGCUUCGUCGGCGCGAUCGCCAUCGGCGAUCUCGUCAAGUCCACGCUCGGCCCCAAGGGGAUGGACAAAAUCCUGAUCUCAGUCGGACGGAGCGAAGGUAAGGUAGAGGUGACCAACGACGGCGCCACCAUCCUGAAGAACAUCGGCGUCGAUAACCCGGCGGCCAAGGUGCUGGUCAACAUGUCGUGCGUGCAGGACGACGAGGUGGGCGACGGCACCACCUCCGUCACAGUGCUCGCCUCCGAGCUGCUCAAGGAGGCAGAGAAGCUGGUCGGCAUGAAGCUGCACCCGCAGAACAUCAUCGCCGGCUGGCGGCGCGCCACCGAUAUCGCCCGCAAGGCGCUGGCCGGCUCCACCGUCAACCACGGCUCGGACCCGGAUAAGUUCCGGAACGACCUGAUGAACAUCGCACGGACCACACUAGGCUCCAAGAUCCUGGCGCAGCACAAGGACUUUUUCGCCGAGCUGGCGGUGAACGCCGUGCUGCGGCUGAAGAGCUCCGGCAACCUGCAGGCCAUCCAGGUGCUCAAGGUGCAGGGCAAGACGCUGCGAGACUCUUUCCUCGAUGAAGGCUUCAUCCUGAACAAGAAGAUCGGCGUGCACCAGCCGAAGCGGAUGGAGAACGCCCAGAUCCUGAUCGCCAAUACGCCAAUGGACACGGACAAGAUCAAGGUGUUCGGCUCGCGAGUCAAGGCCGACUCGACGGCGCGGGUCGCCGAGCUGGAGGUGGCAGAGAAGGAGAAGAUGAAGGAUAAGGUGGAGAAGAUUGUCAAACACGGCAUCAACGUGUUCAUCAACAGACAGCUCAUCUACAACUACCCGGAGCAGCUGUUUGCCGACGCCGGCGUCAUGGCCAUUGAGCACGCCGACUUUGACGGUAUCGAGCGGCUGGCGCUGGUGACAGGCGGAGAGAUCGUGUCGACGUUCGACCACCCGGAGCUGGUCAAACUGGGCAGCUGCAAAGUCAUCGAGGAGGUGUUUAUCGGCGAGGAGAAGAUGAUCAAGUUCUCCGGCGUGCCGCUGGGCGAGGCGUGCACGGUGGUUCUGCGCGGCGCCACACAGCAGAUUCUGGACGAGGCCGAGCGAUCCCUGCACGACGCACUCUGCGUGCUCACGUCGACAAUCAAGGAGACGCGCACGGUAUUCGGAGGAGGCUGCAGCGAGACGCUGAUGGCGGUGGCCGUGCUGGAGGAGGCGGCCCGCACCCCCGGCAAGGAGGCCGUGGCCAUGGAGGCGUACGCGCGCGCGCUCCUUCAGCUGCCGACCAUUAUCGCCGACAACGGCGGCUACGACUCUGCACUGCUGGUCAGCCAGCUGCGCGCCGGCCACACGCAGGGGCAGAACCGGCUCGGCAUCAACAUGUUGGACGGCACUGUCGGCAACAUGGAGGAGCUCGGCAUCACCGAGUCGUUCAUGGUCAAACAGCAGAUGGUGGCCUCCGCCUCCGAGGCCGCCGAGAUGAUCCUCCGUGUGGACGAUAUCAUCAAGGCGGCGCCGCGCAAACGGGUGGACGACCGCGGUCACUGCUAGUGUCCGGCGGCCCGCGUCCGUCCGCCACCGCCGACCGGCCCACCGACCGGCGGUCUGCCCGUGAUUCACACCUACUUGUCUUUGUGUUUCAUUAACGCUUGUGCUGACAUGUCAACUGGUCAAUAAUAAUUACCACACUCAGCGA